CGACGAGAAUGGAUCGUGUAAAGUAGACUCUAACGGUAUCACGGGGAAUGUGAGACAAAAAACGCUCGAGUUGCAAAAGAACAUCUUUUAAUAGAGUUAUCAGGUUACGAAAAAUUUCGCGUCAAAAGAAUUCACCCCUAAAAUAGAUUACAAUUUAUAUAGGCAGAUAUGUUCUCGUCGGCUGUGGACCUGUACGACGCGCCUCCGGCGUGGUGGGAAACGGACUGCGUAAGAUACGGGAUCAGUUAUACACCCGUGAGAUCGCGACUGACGUCGCUGAUGGGAAGUCACGUAGUGCGAUUGACAGAUCGCGGAUACAUGACGCGGCUCUCGUCGAGGCUGCAGGAAGAUUACGAGGUGCGGCAAAGAGCUCGAAUCGAACGAAGGAAAUUGCGGGCCACCUCGGUCGUACCGGAACUGCGUGAAUUACUGCCCGAAUCGUUGCUGAAAACGACUCGGCGACGUCGUCCGUGCGCCCCAAAAUUUCACGCGGGCGCGGCUAAGCUGUGUAAACAACUUCCGCAGCUGUUACUCGCGGAUGACCCAAAGCUCCACGUCGGAAUUCUAAACGCGUGAUUAUUUCACAUUUAUUUUGCGCCGCUUUAGGCGAGCGAGAUCUAGAUGUGAUCCAACAGAAUUUAGAUGUCAAGAAACAUCUUUCGGGAUGUCUGUUAUUCGCGCAAUAAAUAACAAGCCAUCUAAGUGAAACUUAUAUCAGACUAAGCGCUUGGAGAGACUAAUCGUAAGCUUUCAAUUAGCUAAACUAAAGCUAAACGAAUGAUUUGAUGUAGCAUUCGGUGACCAAUUUUAAUCACAAUUAGUUAGUUUCAGCGUAGCCUUAAGUCGUCACCGUCUCCGACCUUCUCUGUCGCGAUUUCUUCAACGGCAAAUGGAACAUGAGCUGCCGGUUGAUGGGGAUCCGCAUCAGUAUUCCCCUGGAGUUACGAUCGAUCGUAUCGUGGGCGUCAUCGGUGCCUGCAAAAGAAAAAGAUCGCUAUUUUUAAUCGCUCGAGAUCGCCCAGCUCCGCCUCUUACUCGUUCCGGUCGACGAACGAACGAUUGAUUUUUCCGUCGCGCGGAAUUAUCCGAACUCACCUAGAAUCUCGUCGCUCCAGAGGUCAUCCCAUGGAUCCGGCUCGGACAGGUGUUGAAAGCCCGACGAAAAGAUUAGCGAGGGAUCGGGCGCGUAUUUGUAGCGGAGGUCCGACCAUCCGAACGACGCGAGAGUGUCGCUGGAAAAUAAAAAGAACACUCAUGGGUAGCGCCAGUCAUGCGUGAUAUUAAUAUAACAUUUGCAAAUAGAGCUGAAGGAUCUCGGCGGCGCGAGAUUACGAGUUUUCUCGCGCGUGCUCGAGAUACGAUAACUAAACUGAACUUGGAGUAUCACUUUCCCUCGAGCGCGAUGACUUAUUGUUUCUAUCCAGAUUAGUUUUUUUUAUCAGGUGCAAUCUCGAGUCGCGAAACGAGUUUAAUCCUUUUUACUCGAAAAACUGGAAUGUACCUGUAAAGUUCGUCGAGAUAGUAUUUAUCCGGAGCUCUCGUCCAUGCUAAUGGAUGGAAAGGCAUCGCCGGCAUUGGAAGAUAGUGUAUGUGAUAAUGCUGCACGUGAUUCGUCUUGGUCUUCUUCUCCUUCAGAGAUUGAAAGAAUUCCUUCAGUGCUUUCUUAGGGCUGCAACGUAAGAGGUAUUAAUAAAUGAUGAAAGACGUAAAAGUAAAAAGUAGAUAUAAAAUGACACGCUUGUCAUCGUCCCAAUCGAGAGAGAGAGAGAGAGAGAGAGAGAGAUUCAUCAAGAAGGCUUUUUAAAAAUUGAGCCGCUUCGGAGCGGGGCUAGGGUGAUAAAAGCUUAUUACUCAGACAAUCGCGAGUCUACUCGCUUGAACUCAGUUUAGAAUUCGAUUACCGAAGGAUGUAAAAAAUUGUGAAAAAAAUAGCAUCGACCUUUCGGUCGAAUAAAAAUAACUCAAAAUAAAAAAAUUCACAAGGAGUUCAGAUUGAUUUGGAACAUUCUGUAUAAGACCAAAUAACUCUUUUCGAGUCUUAAUAGUCCCGAUACUGAAAAAAAUAAUGAAAAACGCACUCACUAGUCUAAAAAAAAUUCUUCCGAGGGUCCGACUAGUAGCAUCACGGGCAGCGCCAACUGCAAAUUACCACAAUGAUUAAUUUUUUACUUUCCCUUUCGAUUUUUCUUUUUUCUAAAUUUUAUUCUCUCGUUCAUGCAUAUUUAAUAAUUUAUCGGCGACCUCGAGAAACACAUGCCGACUAACUUGACUCGCGCGCGCGUUGAAUUAUACUAAAUUAUUUAUUAGCAGGAUUAGCAGGUCACAGAGAGCACAAGUUGUCGAAGCACUUCCUCCGCGCAACGAAGAACUGUCGACUGAGAUUCAAAAUUUACGAGAUCUAUACGGCCGUUUAGAUAUCUAUAACUGGUCGGUCAUUUACUUGCAACACCAGCCCGGUCUUCAUGCUGCAGCACCAACUGGAAGAUCGGUCGCUUCGCUACGAUUCGCAGUGAUAUCUGCGAUAUACGAUAAACUGAGAAUUUCGACGAAACUGGAUCGCUUUAUAGCUGCGCUCUUACCCUCUUUCUCUCCACGCGCUCAUACUUUUCAUUUUUCCCUCGGCCGUGGUUCAUCAGGCUGUCGGCCGAAGCCGACUUUACGUCUCCUGAGAAGCAUGUGUCGCCGCAUUGUCAUAAUUGCCUUCUCGCGGCUAUAAUAGUCUGGGAGGCGUUGCCGUGUGACACAUUUAUUACAUUGUACGCAUCAUUACGAAUUGUUGAAUAGCGUUUGAAUGUAAAUAGGUGUAAAAACAUUUUCUUAUUAGAAAGAAAGUAAGAAGAAUAGAAUUUUCAUUUCUAUCGCCGUUGUGUGCGAAUUGUUCUCAUCAUUUAUUUAUAUCGAGUAAUUUUAACUUUUUCUCGUCGCUUUAUUUAUAUCGAGACAUUUUAACUUUUCCUUCUCUAAGAAAGGAGAGGUUCGAAUCAAUUCGAAAGGUUCCCAAAGUAUUCCCAAAUAAUAAGUUUGCUUUUAAAAUUCUUUUGUUUAACCACUGGAAGGUUCCUUUCGAAUUUGUCACAUGUUUUGGAUCACUUUUACACGACGAUAAAUAACGUCAGCUUGCUAUCUGGGAAAUUGAAGAAUUUCAAAGCAAACGGUGAGAAACAUUUGUCCAUAAUAAGGGUAACAAUAAAUGUAUCACUACUUUACUUUCUAAUGAACUAUACCGAGAGAACUUUUACGUCUAUUUAAUCUUUCCUACGAGCUGAUGUAGUGCGGAUCUUACAUUUAUACGCUGACAAUCUUUUAUAUCUAUUUAAGACCUGUCUUUUUGCCGUGACCACAUGCAGUAAAUCGUAAACGUCGGAGACGAGAAAUCACAUAAAUAUUUCUCUCGCAAUGUAUAUCGAAGUAAUUUCAUGUUUUCAUAUGGCACCGCUCGCUUUCGAUAAUAGAAACUGAUAAAAUAUGCCGGAAA
Messenger RNA from Temnothorax curvispinosus, 3475 nucleotides. RefSeq lists its product as uncharacterized. Bases 169 to 576 code for a protein of 135 amino acids. Lineage: Eukaryota; Metazoa; Arthropoda; Insecta; Hymenoptera; Formicidae. The record is from RefSeq and is a predicted model, not a curated record. The transcript is spliced from 2 exons.